CAGCUAUGCUUGCAGCUUUGUCAGUCUGUGUCAUGGAGAAACAGCAGAUGGAUUCAGCACAUGAUCUGUGGCUGAAAAGAAAACAGAUUUGCUGCUCUUCUGCUCUACCAGGCACAUCACCAGGGCAACAUGGCAUUCUCAGGCAAAUAUGAAUUCGAAAGCGAUGAGAACUAUGAUGACUUUGUGAAGAAGAUUGGUCUCCCUAGUGACAAGGUUGAAAUGGGAAGGAAUUGCAAAAUAGUCACUGAGGUGGUGCAGAAUGGAAACAACUUCACCUGGACGCAGCAUUUCCCAGGAGGCCGCACCAUGACCAACUCAUUCACAAUUGACAAGGAAGCCGACAUGGAGACAAUGGGUGGUAAGAAGUUCAAGGCAACUGUUAAAAUGGAAGAUGGAAAAAUAGUAGCUGAUUUUCCCAACUAUCAUCAUACUGCAGAGAUUUGUGGAGGAAAGCUAGUAGAGAUUUCUGUUUGUGCUGGUGUAGUCUACAAAAGGACCAGCAAAAGGAUUGCUUAAGGCAGUAAAG
Messenger RNA from Merops nubicus (carmine bee-eater), 526 nucleotides. It is a transcript of the gene FABP6, whose product is annotated as fatty acid binding protein 6, ileal. Bases 130 to 516 code for a protein of 128 amino acids. Gene Ontology annotation, biological process: fatty acid transport. Gene Ontology annotation, cellular component: nucleus; cytosol. The record is from RefSeq and is a predicted model, not a curated record. Gene Ontology annotation, molecular function: fatty acid binding. NCBI's taxonomy places the organism in Eukaryota, Metazoa, Chordata, Aves, Coraciiformes, Meropidae. The transcript has 5 exons.